Molecule: messenger RNA, 1092 nt
Organism: Maudiozyma saulgeensis
Lineage: Eukaryota; Fungi; Ascomycota; Saccharomycetes; Saccharomycetales; Saccharomycetaceae
Source: the annotation of a GenBank genome assembly
AUGUCUGUAGUAUACAAUAAGACUCCCUUAUUAAGGAAAGUAUUUCAAAACUCUCAAAAUUUACCACAAUUUUUUUUAAAAUAUGAAUGCUUACAACCAAGUGGUAGUUUUAAAAGUAGAGGUAUUGGUAAUUUAAUUUUAAAGAGUGCAACACAAAUUAAUAAAAUUGGUAAUAAAAAACCUCAUGUUUUUGCAAGUUCUGGUGGUAAUGCAGGUUUUGCAGCUGCAACGGCUUGUAAAACUUUAAAUUUACCUUGUACUGUUGUUGUUCCAAAGGCAACAAAACAAAGAAUGGUCGAAAAAAUUAAAGAUACUGGUGCUAAUGUAAUUAUUAAUGGUGCUCAUUGGAAAGAAGCUGAUAUUUUUUUAAAAAAUUCAAUAAUGAAUAAAAUUGAUAAUAAUUUAAUUGAACCAAUCUAUGUUCAUCCAUUUGAUAAUCCACAAAUUUGGGAAGGUCAUUCAACUUUAGUUGAUGAAAUGAUUGAAUCUUUAGAAUCACAAAAUGUUCCCUUAACAAAAAUUAAAGGUAUAGUUUGUAGUGUUGGUGGCGGCGGACUUUAUAAUGGUAUUAUUCAAGGUUUAGAAAGAUUUAAUCUUGCCAACAAAAUCCCAAUUGUUGGUGUUGAGACCAAAGGUUGUCAUGUAUUUAAUACCUCUUUAAAGAUGAAUAAACCAAUUCAAUUCGAAAAGAUUACAAGUAUUGCUACAUCUUUAGGAACAGCAAAUAUUUCAGAUAAAACUUUUGAAUAUGCUAAAAAAUAUAAUACUAAAUCAGUUGUUGUUGAAGAUAUUGAUGUUAUUGAAACUUGUUUAAAUUAUACUCAAAGUUCUAACAUGGUCACUGAACCUGCAUGUGGUGCUGCAAUUCAUUUAGCUUACCAUACUGAUAUCUUAGAGAAGGCAUUAGGACAAAAAUUGUCAGCUGAUGAUGUUAUCUUAAUUAUUGCAUGUGGUGGUUCUUCCAAUACUAUUAGCGAUUUAGAAACAACUUUAGUUAGGUUGAAAGAAGAGAAAUCUUUGAAAAAUAUUCCGUUUAUUAAUAGUACACUCACCGAAGGUGAAAAACAUACACUAAGAUUAAAAUCUCUAUAG